This is a messenger RNA of Cylicostephanus goldi, 411 nucleotides long. Lineage: Eukaryota; Metazoa; Nematoda; Chromadorea; Rhabditida; Strongylidae. The record is from the annotation of a GenBank genome assembly.
GGAUCAGCUCCUUCGGAAACCGAGCCCACCGUCAUCUAUAGUAGCAUUCCACCAGAUGUCAAUAUGGACUCGAUGUCACGGGCCACCAAGUCCAGUAUAGUUGGUGAAAUGCUAAGGAUAACGAAGGGUCCAGGCGGAAAGCUGAGAAUUUUCGCUUGUGAACCGACGGACGAGAGUUCACUUCCAUCGGUAUAUGAUCGAGGGCAAAACUCGUCGUGCGUUGUUUGCCAUCGCACGAUUGAGGAUCGGGAAAUGUUUUUGAACUUUCCUGAUGAUCUAGAUAGAAGACGCUUAUGGGGAAAUAUGCUUGGCUUCAAAUAUUCGGAUAUGCUUCGUUUACGUGAUGGAUCUGUCAUGCUGAGCACUGGUGAUAUAUGCACUGAUCAUUUUUCUGAAGAAUGCUUUAGGUAA